GCUACGUACGUUUUAGCUGUUAGUGUCGGCUUUACAGCGUACACUGGAUACAAUGUUCAAGUUUCUCUCCAAAUUACUACUGCUGGUUUUACUAGCUUUUCCUGCAACAGUUUUCAUCAAGGACCCACUAGUGGCUGCACAAGAUGCUACUGAAGAUGAGGAGGUAACUGAUGAAGACACUACUGAAGAUCUGAUUGCUGAAGAUGAGGAUGAUGAAGCAGAGGUGGAAGAUGAUGACAACACAGAAUUAACUGAAGAAAAAGAGGAGCAGGAAGAAGAGGAAUCUUCAGCUGGGGAGAUAAAGCCUUCACCCAAUGCUGAUACAACAAUUCUGUUUGUCAAAGGAGAGGACUUUCCAGCCAACAACAUUGUGAAAUUCCUCCUGGGCUUUACUAACAAAGGCAGUGAAGAUUUUGUGGUCGACUCUUUGGAUGCUUCCUUUCGCUACCCCCAGGACUUUCAGUUUUAUAUCCAGAAUUUCACUGCACUGCAGCUGAACACAGUGGUGCCCCCUCAGCGCCAGGCCACAUUUGAGUACUCCUUCAUCCCUGCUGAACCCAUGGGUGGUCGUCCCUUUGGCCUGGUCAUCAAUCUCAACUACAAAGACGGCAAUGGCAAUGUCUUCCAGGAUGCAGUGUUUAAUCAGACAGUCACCAUCACUGAGAUAGAGGAUGGAUUAGAUGGAGAGACGAUCUUUUUGUACGUGUUUCUCUCUGGGCUUGGAUUGCUUGUGAUUAUUGGCUUGCAUCAACUUCUAGAAUCGAGAAAGAGGAGGAGACCUGUGGCUAAGGUAGAAAUGGGAACCUCCAACCACAAUGAUGUGGAUAUGAGUUGGAUUCCUCAGGAGACACUUAAUCAGAUCAAUAAGGCUUCCCCCAGGAGAUCGCCUCGUAAGAGGACACAGAAACGUUCAGCUGGAUCGGAUGAGUGAAGCGGCAGUGUGACACUGAGGCUCUUGGCUGUUCAAAGCAUGCUGUACAGAGCUUUGUCUGAGUUCAGCAGCCCCGCCCACCACACAACACUCUUAGAGACUGGUCCAAAUACACAUACAUCCUAGCUACUUAUCAAUAUGGUCAUAUUUUUAUAGUUAACAAAUGAGCAAAAAUCGUCACUUGGCAAUGAAAAAAAGCUACUCCAGUCACUGUAAUAGUGUGUUGUGGGUUUUUUGUUGUCAUUUGUUUUUUUUUUGGGUUUUUUUUGUUGUUUUUUUUUACUUUGGAGGAUAUUUUGACACCUUUUUAGCCUGUGCUUUGACACGGGUUUUUUUGGGGUUUUUUUUUUGGUUUGUUUGGGUUUUUUUUUUUUUUUUGCAUUGAUUGACUUUAUGUACACGUUUGUGUAUACUUCAGAGUGUUGUGUCUUGCUAGACUGAUUGUCACUUGAUUGUCACUCAUGACUGUGAGUCUGCCAUAUUUGGAAUUGCACUGCAUUUUAAGGCUAUUACAUUCUUAGAAUGGGCUUGAUUCUCCUCUGCAUAUUAUUUCUAUUUUAUUUCACCUCUCGGAAUUUUCAGGCUUUGUUUUUUCAUUUUGCAUUUAGGAUUUUAAAGUCUUAUUAUUUGCAAAGGCAUCACUAGUACAUGCUGGGUAGUACUUGGGAUAGGGAAUCUGCAAACUAAUUUAUUUCUUGUUUUUGCCACUUCUGAUUUUUUAUACUGUAUCAUAUGACAAAUUUGGAUGCUCAUGUUUUCAGUGUACUUUGAGUGUAGUACACUACAGCAUCCAAAUAAGCCUUUAUAGCUAAAAUAUUGUGGACUUUGUCAACCUAUGAUAAAUCAAAAAUUUGUAGGUUUUUAGUAGGUGUUUGUUUUUUGACAAUUUUCCUACUGAUUUUUUUUAAAAGAUUGACUGCUAUGUGAGAAGCCUUGACUGGGACAGUAGUCAACAUAAAUUAACUUGAUUUGAUGCUUGAUGUAAUGUGUGAUUUAAAACAAAACUGUUCAGAAUGUUUGCUUUAUAAUGGUUUCUUUAUUAAUAGACUUUUUUCCUUCAAAAAAGUUACUGUUGCUCCCAUUUUUAUCAAAAGCAAUGACAUGUUUGAAUUAAGAUUUCACUCUAAGGUAUUAAGAAUUACAUUGUGGGUUUCUCUUGGGAAAAGUACAAAAUAAAGAUACAUAAAUAA
Molecule: messenger RNA, 2121 nt
Organism: Trichomycterus rosablanca
Lineage: Eukaryota; Metazoa; Chordata; Actinopteri; Siluriformes; Trichomycteridae
Gene: ssr1
Product: signal sequence receptor, alpha
Exons: 8
Coding region: 53-931 (292 amino acids)
Cellular component (GO): endoplasmic reticulum; endoplasmic reticulum membrane
Source: RefSeq, a predicted model, not a curated record